CAAAACCCCCCUCAGAUUUUUAUUAUCUUCACUCAUCACUGCAGCUUCAUCAUCAUCAUCCCCCACAAACAACCUUCCUUUCUCUCUCCACUCUCUAUAAGCUUCAUUUUUUUUUUCUCUUUGUAUGGACAAAGAUAUAUCUGUUUUGCUCAAAACCCUAACCUCUAAUCUAAUCAUAUACUCUUAAAAGUCUAUGUUCUUAACCCUAGAUGUUUCAGCCAUGGACUUAACAGCCACUGCCAUAGCCACCAACACAACCACCGCCGCUAUCAAAACCCCAGAAGUUGAAAGUGAAACCCCAACUCGGAUCCAAACCAGUAAGCCCUUAUACUUCUCCAACGGCGUCCUCAAGCGCCACCAACGCUUCCGCCACAACCCACCGUUGGUGGUCACUUAUAGAGAAUGUCUCAAGAACCACGCAGCCAGCUUGGGUGGUCACGCGGUGGACGGCUGUGGAGAAUUCAUGCCCUCUCCAACCGCCACCCCCACAGACCCCACCUCGCUAAAAUGCGCCGCCUGUGGCUGCCACCGCAACUUCCAUCGCCGUGACCCAGAAGAGGCUCUCACACCACCCAAUAUCCCCACCAUCGAGUACCAACCGCACCACCGCCACCAUCCUCCGCCACCACAACCUCCUCCACGUGGCAGCAGCCCAAACUCACCAUCCCCACCACCGAUCUCCUCUUCCUACUACCCUUCAGCUCCCCAUAUGCUCCUUGCACUCAGCGCCGGCUUAUCGGGUCCACCACUGGACAACAAUCAAACAAUUGCAAGCACGGCCGCCACUACAGGUGGUGUAAUUGCAAGCCCUAGUGCUCGGAAACGAUUCAGAACCAAAUUCACUCCAGAUCAGAAGGAAAAAAUGUUGGAAUUCGCGGAUAGACUCGGGUGGAAGAUGCAGAAGAGGGACGAGGACUUGAUCAAUGAAUUCUGCAGCGGAGUUGGUGUGGACAAAGGCGUGUUCAAGGUUUGGAUGCAUAACAAUAAGAACACUUUUGGCAAGAGAGAGAAUGCUACCAACAUCAACGACAACAAUGGUAAUGGUAAUGAUAUUGGUAUUGGUUUUGUUAGUACGAACAGUACUCUUGAAACCACCACCACCAAUGCAACCCACUACCACCACCAAAAUGAUGACAAGGACGACAACCACCAUCAAAACCUAAAUCCCCACCUCCACAGCAGUGACAGUGUUAGUGCUCAUGUUGUUCCUACUAAUGGGUCUUCUUCUUCUUCUUGAUCUUUGAUAUUAUGAUGGUUAAAUAAGUAUUAGACAGAGAGAGAGAGAGAGACAGUGAGGCUGGUACUGUUAAUUAGUUCCUUCUAUUAGUUUCUCAUUAAACUUGUUUAUUUAUUAGAUUGUCAGUGAUCACUUUGUUGAGGAUAACAAUGGAAACGUUGUUCAAUGGGCAAUUUGAUUUCUUGCUUCUCUUUCUUUGCUUGAACUUAC
Messenger RNA from Ilex paraguariensis (yerba mate), 1447 nucleotides. Lineage: Eukaryota; Viridiplantae; Streptophyta; Magnoliopsida; Aquifoliales; Aquifoliaceae. The record is from the annotation of a GenBank genome assembly.